Molecule: messenger RNA, 3334 nt
Organism: Pteropus alecto (black flying fox)
Lineage: Eukaryota; Metazoa; Chordata; Mammalia; Chiroptera; Pteropodidae
Gene: RASL10B
Product: RAS like family 10 member B
Exons: 3
Coding region: 518-1129 (203 amino acids)
Molecular function (GO): GTP binding; GTPase activity
Source: RefSeq, a predicted model, not a curated record
UAGUCUCACCCCGGAGGACGAAGAGACCCAGACUCCGAGGAGUCACUGGCUUGUCCCAGGCUCUGUGGGGAAGCUGGGCUCUAGUGCUCUUUCCACUCUGCUCUGCAGCCUGCCUCAGUCAGCCAAGAGUCAGGUCAUAAUACAAGUCAGGAGAGAUUGAUUCCCGCUAGUGCGAGGGCAGGAAAAAAUGGAGAAGCAAGGAUGGAGAGGCUUUCAAUAGAUGAGACGGGGGUUUGGGCAUUCCGAGAGGGGAAGGGAAGGCAUUCCGAGAGGCAGUAACAGCUUCAGCAGAGGCCCUGCCCGAGGUGGAAAAGUGCAGGACGUGCCCAGGGAAAAGCCGGCCCACUAAGCCCACCUCUUGUCCCCACAGUCCAGGUGGAGGCCGCAGAGGGCCCAGGGCGAGCAGGGGCAGCAAUGGUUGGUCCUGACGGUGGCUGAGCCCCCAGCCCCUGGAAUAUGCAGCCCGGGGGAGCCCCAGGCAGCGGCGAGGACGCGGUGGCGGCGCGGGAGGGGAGGCAUGGUCUCCACCUACCGGGUGGCCGUGCUGGGGGCGCGAGGCGUGGGGAAGAGUGCCAUCGUGCGCCAGUUCCUGUACAACGAGUUCAGCGAGGUCUGCGUGCCCACCACCGCCCGCCGCCUCUACCUACCUGCCGUCGUUAUGAACGGCCACGUGCACGACCUCCAGAUCCUCGACUUCCCGCCCAUCAGCGCCUUCCCUGUCAACACACUGCAGGAGUGGGCAGAUGCCUGCUGCAGGGGACUCCGGAGUGUCCACGCCUACAUCCUGGUCUACGACAUCUGCUGCUUUGACAGCUUUGAGUACGUCAAGACCAUCCGCCAGCAGAUCCUAGAGACAAGGGUGAUCGGCACCUCGGAGACGCCCAUCAUCAUCGUGGGCAAUAAGCGAGAUCUGCAGCGCGGACGCGUGAUCCCACGCUGGAACGUGUCACACCUGGUGCGCAAAACCUGGAAGUGUGGCUACGUGGAGUGCUCGGCCAAGUACAACUGGCAUAUCCUGCUGCUCUUCAGCGAGCUGCUCAAGAGUGUUGGCUGCGCCCGCUGCAAGCACGUGCACGCCGCCCUGCGCUUCCAGGGCGCGCUGCGCCGCAACCGCUGCGCCAUCAUGUGACACGCGCCCGCUCCGCCCGCCCUGCCCGCCCCAAGGGCUGGCUGCAGCCCCGAAGGCCCCCAACGGCUUUCCCACAGGACUGCGGGGCUUGAGCCGGGAGCGGCAGCAAUAUAACUGUGAUGGUCCGGGCUUGAAACGUCCCCGCAGCCACCCACCUACGUGAGAGGCAGAGGGCUAGAGGGAGCCUCCCCAUAAAUGCCCAUUCCGCCCCUGUCUCCUGCAUCUGUCUUCCUGGGACGGCCGCCUUUUAGUGCUGUAGUUAGUGCAGUACCCGGCCCGGCCCCAAGAGGCGCCAUAGCCUUUUGGGAUUGGGGGUGAGCGUGAGGAAUGGAGGGUGGGGGUGGGGAGGUGCUGCCUUGGCUGGGCCCCACCCAUCUUCUCCGGAGUGCGUCUGUCAUUGCGCCAUGUCUUCCUUUCCCUUGUCCAUAUGUCUGCCCACCUGUCUGUAGGUCCUUAGCUGUCUUUUCCACCCUCAGGUCCCCCUCCCUGCCCCUAGCUCCGUUCACAGGGCUCUCAUUUCGUCCAUCCCCUUGUCGGAAAUCCAGGCAGCUUCUUUGCGAGGCCAGCCUUCUGACUGUCAGCACCACCGGCACAGGACAGAGAGAUGCGGGUGGCCCAAGGACCACAAUUGGGUCCAAGGGUUGAGGUCCCAGAUCUGUCAGGGGGAGAAGGCUGAGGUCUCCCCACUCCAGGGAGACCUCCCCACCCAGCAGCCCCUAGAGACACAACAACCUACCUUCCAGCCUUAACUAGAUGGUCCGUCCCUGCCGGGUGCCCCUCACCCCCUUCCUGACCCCGAAGCCAGAUCACCCCCUGGGUUAAAACUUUUUUUCUUGACAGUGUGGAAAGGGAGUCCCCCAAAUUUAUAUAUUUAUUUCCAUGAUGCCAGGUUCCAUCCCUCUAUUCCUUCCUGCAUUGGGUGGUCUGCCAGACUGGGAGAUACUGGUUUUGAGAAGCUGUGGUGAGCAGGCUGUUUUCCGGGGUGGAGGUCGGGGGGUCAGGUUGUGCCAAUGAAGAGACUCUCUCCCCAUUCCACCCCAAUAUGAUGCUCCAGACUCUGCCUGCUCGAAACUCAGAUUAUCCUGAUUGGUCUGGGGGAAGGAUAGAGCCAGAAAAAGAAUUAUGGGGACCCCUGUGCUUGGGGAAGAUAUGCCCACAUCCCCACCCCCAGAUGGAUGCCCUCAGGAUCUAUGCCUCUUUGUCUCCAAACCAGUUGACCCUAUACCCUGACUCACUCCACCCCAUUUUCUCCGGCUACCUGGCCGGAUUUCUACCUCUUGUCACUGGAGCUGAUCACUGUCAGUUUUGUACCGAUUUAGAAAUAACAAAAAUAAUGAAGUACCGGGAGCCGCCUAAGGAAUUCCUGGAGGACUUGGACAGCAAAAGAAAUGCUAUAUGUCCCCUGCCCCCUGGCCGAGUCCUCCUUGAGGCUGAGCCCUCAGCCCUGGUCUAGUAAGAGGAGAACAAGGUCCCUUGUCAGAAGAGGGGCAGAUAGAACAACCCAGCCUCGACCUAGCCGAGCUACAUUGUAUAGACCAGGUAAUCAGGUGGCCCAGAGCAUGAUGGAGAGGAGUCUGGGGGAGGGGUUGUGGGUGAGGAGUUUAUUGUCCAGAUCGAGUGAGAGAAAAGCUAUGAAUCCCCCAGCUGAUUCCCUCUCCACCCACCAGGGUAGCUCAGCCCUACAGUGACUGCCCUGACCUCGGGCAGUCCAGUAUUCCUGGGUUAUAGUCCCUGCUGUGCUGCAUGACUUUGGGCAAGUAACCUGCCUGCCCUCUCUGAGCCUCCCUCUGAAACAGAGGAGGUGGCUCCCCUUCCCCACACUGUGGUUGGGAGGGUAAGGAAGAGGGCCUUCCCCCUUCAUCCCCUGCAUCCUGCUCCUUGGGUCACCAAGGAGACAGGGUCAGGGAUGGCAGCAUCUCACCUGCCCCAUCGCCAUCACCACCCCCUCCAGCUCUGAGGCACCUGAGGUGGGGGUAGGGGACCCAGGCCUCUGGCUGCCCCUGUGGGAGCCAUAGGAAUGUAUUGCCUGGCUGGCCCUCCUCACCCCCUCCGCUUCACCCCAGGUCUUUGAUUUCUAUUUUCUCCACCCCUAUUCUGAGUCUCCGUCCUCCUCCCUGCCUCCCCCCACCCACCCAGGGUUUCCCACCACAGGGUCUGGAAGUGUGUGUGACACCCAUUGCGCUGUGAUCGGAAGUCAGAUUAAAA